Molecule: messenger RNA, 1676 nt
Organism: Pocillopora verrucosa
Lineage: Eukaryota; Metazoa; Cnidaria; Anthozoa; Scleractinia; Pocilloporidae
Product: lysophosphatidic acid phosphatase type 6
Biological process (GO): dephosphorylation
Molecular function (GO): phosphatase activity
Source: RefSeq, a predicted model, not a curated record
AUGGCCGCCAUAAGUAAGGUUUUCCGGCUUUCCACUUUUUCACUGGCCGCUGGUGGUAUUUUAAAAUUAUCCAAGGAUAUAACAGAAGGUUCAAAAAAGGGUUCAGUAAACUCAAACCUAGAGCUGGUCUUGGUUCAAAUUGCCUUCCGACAUGGUGCCAGAACGCCAAUUUUUCAGGCGCCUUGUAAAGAGUUAGAGCCGAUGACGUGGAAUGCAGAACUUUUGAUGGGAGCCCUUCCGCACACGAACAUUGAUUACGAGCUUAAACACUUGUCUGGAGGUCCUAAACCCUUCUCUAAAUACGACGAUCGCCAGAUGAAAAAACUGCUUAAGGGAGGAAGUCCAGUUGGUCAGCUUACUAAAGUAGGUCAGCAACAAAUGUAUGAACUGGGAAAAAAAUGUGGCAAGCUAUACAUAGAUGAUCUUAAAUUUGUACAAGAAACCUGUAAUCCUCAAGAAAUGUUUAUUCGUACAUCCAAUAUACAAAGGACUGUGGAUUCUGCAAGAUGUGUGUUAGCAGGAAUGUUUGGAAAAGAGGGUUUUAAAGGCCCUGUCACCAUGCACACAGAAGAUGAAGAAAGGGAGAUCUUGUACCCAAAUAUAAAUUACUGCAGAUUUUUAAAGAAUUGGGUUAAAUACACUGUUGCUCAGGGGAAAGAUGCUUUGGAAGGAUUCUAUACCAGGCAGAAACAGAUUGGAGAAGUUUUGAAUUUGAAUUAUGAGGAUUUAAAGCCUGCAGUGUCUGUCCACUUACGAGAUAUUGUUGUCACUAUGUUGGCUCACAACAUGGAAGUUCCUCAGAACAUUCUACAGAAUUUGACUUUAAUAGAAGAACAAGCAGUACAAGUCUUUCUUGUAACACAAUGUGGAAUGGAAAAUAUAAGGAAGGAGUACCUUUCAGUAGCUAUAGGAGUGUUUUUGGAAGAAAUGACAGACAAUUUUUUAAAAAAAAUUGGUGGGCAAAGUUCGUACAAGAUGAUGUUGUAUUCAGUUCACGAUACAUCUGUAGCAGCGCUUUUGUUAGCACUUGGUAUCUUUGACAACAAAUGGCCUGACUUCGCCGCUGAUCUGACUUUUGAGCUAUACAGAGAUAAGGAUAACUCUUACUUUGUGCGAGUGUUAUAUCAAGGAGAGGAAAAAACUCUUCCUGGAUGUUCUAGUCCACUCUGUCCUGUGGAAAAAUUCAAAGAGCUGGUUUCUAAAUACUUCAUAGACAGUUGGGAGGAAAAGUGUCAAGAAGUGAAUGGAAACUAAUCAAUUUCCCGACCUGAAAUGAAUUGUCUGAUUGCGGGAGCAUCGUAAAACUCCAUGAACGAUCGCGGCGAAUGUUUAUCAAUGAUCGAAGAUGAGUCAUGUAUAUGCCGGGCUGCUGAAACAGUUACUCGUGAAACUAACUUAUCAAGAAAAAAGGAAACCAUUUCUGGGCGCAAAAAUUGCAGGGUGGACGAAGCCACCCAACGACGUAUUUAAUAGCGUGCGUGCGUAUCAUGAAAGGAUUAAGACACUGCAUUCAAAAGAAAGGAAAGUGUUUUUUUCAGCGCAUUUUGAAUCGUCUGGUUUCGAGUAAUUAAGGAAUGUGUGAUUGAGUAUUUUGAUAUGUCAAAGAGACCGUAGAAGAAUAAGACGAUAAAUGAUCGAGUGGAACUUAACAAUAAAAUUCGUUCUCAAAACGUUAA